Molecule: messenger RNA, 1678 nt
Organism: Mangifera indica (mango)
Lineage: Eukaryota; Viridiplantae; Streptophyta; Magnoliopsida; Sapindales; Anacardiaceae
Product: DNA polymerase delta small subunit-like
Exons: 15
Coding region: 84-1406 (440 amino acids)
Biological process (GO): DNA replication; DNA strand elongation involved in DNA replication
Cellular component (GO): delta DNA polymerase complex
Molecular function (GO): DNA binding
Source: RefSeq, a predicted model, not a curated record
GCAGGUAAUUUCCCUUAAAGCCCAUGGAAGGAGCAGAGAAAACAAAGACGACUUUGUAAUUUUCCCGCCCAGCCACAGAAGCCAUGGAAAUCGAUGGAGAUGAAGCUCUUCUACAGAGAAAACAAUCCGCUUAUCUUUCUUUGGAUGAGAAGUUUGAAAUACGAAACGAGACGUAUAGAGGCCAGCAAUACAGUCAAAUUUACUUUGCUCGUUUACACUUGAUGAGAACUCUACUUUACUCACUUGUUCCCAAUUGGAAACCCAGUAUGCCUGUUUGUACAGUAUUAGGACUGGAAGAAGGCAAGGAAUGCAUCAUUGUUGGAACCCUCUACAAGCACAUGAAACUCAAACCUUCGAUCCUUGAUGAGUACUCGAAGGAGAGAUCUGCGACUCCACUUGUUAAACCUCAUAAUUUUUUGCAUCCCAAUGAUCAUCUGGUUUUGGAAGAUGAGAGUGGAAGGGUUAAACUCAGUGGGAGUAUGCUUUUGCCUUCAGCAUAUGUAACAGGCCUUGUUGUUGCUUUACACGGGAAGGAAACUGUUGCUGGGGAUUUCUUGGUCUUAGAUAUCUUAGAAGCUGGCCUAGCACCCCAGACAGAGUUACCAUUUGAAUCAAGAGAAGACAAGUAUGUUGUUCUUGUGUCAGGGUUGAGUAUUGGCAGCAGCACAUCUAAUCCCCUUCAGUUUCAGCUUCUUGUUGAUCAUAUAACUGGACAUCUGGGAGAUGAAAAGGAACAGGACAUUGCAUCACAGAUGGUUCAUGUCAUUAUUGCUGGAAACUCAGUUGAAAUACCUCAUGGACUUCUUAACGGACAGAAUUCGGCUUCAAAAGAUCAUUCAAUCCACUCUGAUCCAAUCCAAGAGCUAGAUAUCCUUUUAACUCAGAUUGCUGCAGGUGUCCCUGUGGAUAUCAUGCCUGGAGCUAAUGAUCCAGCAAACUUUUCUUUACCUCAGCAGGCUUUGAACAGAUGCCUUUUCCCUGGGUCUGCAGCAUAUAACACGUUUAGGUCUUGUACCAAUCCUCAUUGCUUUGAGCUUGACAAUAUCAGAUUUCUGGGAACAUCAGGUCAGAAUAUAGAUGAUCUUCAGAAAUACUCAGAUGCAAAGGAUCAGCUUGAAUUUAUGGAAAGGACACUGAGGUGGAGACAUCUGGCACCAACAGCACCAAAUACUCUCGGAUGUUACCCUUUCACUGAUAGGGAUCCUUUCCUAAUUGAGAGCUGUCCUCAUGUUUACUUUGUUGGUAAUCUGGAUAAAUAUGAUACUUGCUUGCUCAAGGGAUCAGAAGGGCAAUUGGUAAGACUUAUUUCCGUACCUAAAUUCAGCGAAACUGGAAUAGCCGUGGUGGUUAAUUUGAGAAAUCUUGAAUGUCACGCUCUGAGUUUUGGGACUCAAUUCAGCCCAUAAUGGUCCUGAUUCGUAGCCGUCUAAAUGAUCCCGUCUCUUGAAAUCACUCAAAUUCCGAUAUGCCUUGAAGUUGAGUCAGGAGUUUUAUGGAAUCAGCGGACCAUACAUAGGAGGAGAUUUUUCUAUAACAAGAAGGCAAAAGAACUCAAUUCAGAGGUGUAAUGUGUUGUUUGCUUGUAGAUUUGUUAUCAAUUAGGAGGUGCAUUGGUGUAUCCCUCUAUAACAGGAGUGCAUCCUAAGUUAAGGUUGAGAUUAUUGAAUUGAUGGUAAAA